AACAAAAAAAAAAAAAAACAGAACAACUAAAGUAUUAAAAUGAAAGCGAAAUCAAGACAUGGAGGUUUGGUUGUAAUGUUGGUUCUUGUAAUUGUUUCUUGCUUCAUCGAGAAUAUGGCCAGGAGCUCGACCAAGGUUUCGUCUCAUGAACAUGUUCGAAGUUAUCUACCUAGAAGUGUACCAUUUGCUCUCUACAACAAAGACAAGAUGCUAAAAUCAUUCCCAUCUUAUAAUGAGUAUCGCAAAAGAUUCAAUCUAGCCUCAGUGGAUGUUUGGCAAACAGCGAGAAGCAAGAGUAGAGAUGGUUUCAUCACAUUGAGCAUAAAAUCAAUGCAUUUUUUCGUCUCAAAGUUUGUGCAGUUGAGAUAUUCGAUAUCAACAGCAACACCAGUGAGUCGCUCUUGGACUUGUCGAAUUAUUUUCUGGGUAACAUUAACUCGAUCAGUCUCGUCCAUGGCCAACGACACAACUCUAUGAUAUAUUUUUUCAUCUUGAUAGAUAAAGUGUGGUUUGGUUGAUAUGUAUGUGGGCAUGUAAACUAUAAGGUGA
Capsella rubella is the source of this 549-nucleotide messenger RNA. RefSeq lists its product as uncharacterized. NCBI's taxonomy places the organism in Eukaryota, Viridiplantae, Streptophyta, Magnoliopsida, Brassicales, Brassicaceae. The transcript is spliced from 3 exons. The record is from RefSeq and is a predicted model, not a curated record. The coding region runs from base 40 to 477 and encodes 145 amino acids.